GCUAAAACGUCCACAGGACACUCCGUCUAUCCCUGUCUCUAUUCUAGAACCACCCCUCUAGCAUCAAUGCACAUCUCUUGACAACUAUUCUGAGACACACACUCCUCCCCACACACACACACCCCCCUAUGUCUCUACGACAGGCGGCUAGUGGAGGCAAGCACAGCUGAGUUGAUGUUUGACUGCCUACGCGCCAACUCCAGAUCGUUCAUAGAUUAGAAAUAGAUCUGUCGGUGGAUUCUUCUGUCGACUUCUUUAACUGUUUGUCUUCCAACUGAUUGGCUCAGUGAGACAGCGUUUAGGUCAGUCCGGCUUUUUUUUUUUUGCAUCUGAAACAGUGCAAAAAGAUCACACAGACUUUUAGAAGGUACACGCUUUUUCUAGAUUCACCCCGACAACUUUUUUUCCAAGAACGUUUUCCGUUCCGAGGAGCGUCCAGUGAACGGCCAGCAUGUGGGAGUUCCGGUCCAUGGCGUUUUGGCGUGCGGUCUUCGCUGAGUUCUUCGGUACCAUGUUCUUUGUGUUUUUCGGCAUAGGCGCCGCGCUGCGCUGGACCACUGGGCCUCACCACAUCCUGCAUGUGGCGCUGUGCUUCGGCUUGGCGGCUGCCACCAUCAUCCAGUCCAUCGGCCACAUCAGCGGCGGCCACAUUAACCCGGCCGUCACCUUCGCCUAUCUGGUAGGCUCCCAGAUGUCCCUGUUCCGCGCUUUUUUCUACUGGGCUGCCCAGUUUCUGGGGGCUGUGGCCGGGGCCGCCGUGCUCUAUGGGGUCACCCCAAAAAACAUGAGGGGCAACAUGGCUCUCAACACGCUGCAGCCUGGUAUCAGCCUGGGCAUGGGUACCACAGUGGAGGUGUUUCUGACCAUGCAGCUGGUGAUUUGUAUCUUUGCCGUGACGGAUGAGAGGAGGAACGGACGCUUGGGCUCUGCUGCCCUGUCCAUCGGCUUCGCUGUCACCGUCGGACACCUCAUGGGGAUGUACUACACAGGUGCUGGAAUGAACCCUGCUAGGUCUUUCGCCCCUGCUGUGCUCUUCAGGAACUUUGUCAACCACUGGGUGUACUGGGUGGGUCCCAUGAUAGGAGGUGGUUUGGGCGCUCUUCUGUACGAUUUCAUGCUGUUCCCCCGCAUGCGCGAUCUGUCUGAGCGCCUGGCCACACUGAAGGGCAGCCGACCCCCCGAGACGGAGACCCAGCAGGACACCCGCGGGGAGCCCAUCGAGCUCAAGACACAAGCCCUAUAAGCCUGUCCCCAUCUGGGGACGAGGGACGAGGGACAGGCCCUGUGUCGACCAACCCCUGUGCUGCCCCCAUCCCAUCAACACACAUACACUCACUCACACAGACUCACUAACUAACACAAAGACACACACACUCACAUUGAGACACUGACUAACAUGCAGAUUCAGACAUAUACAGUAUUGAUACACAAACUGUACACACACACAUUCACACACAUACACAGACAGGUUCACAACCUUCAACCUCAACAUGCAACGAGACUCCUCUCCCUCCAACCUCACUCUGUAUACUGAAUUGGACAUUAUGUCUCCUCCUCCUUCUCAGCCACACCAAGUCUUCCCUCACACGCCCACACAGACAGAAGGACCAGACCUGUCAGCACAGAAGCAUGUGGGUGAGGUGUAGGUGGGCACCCACUGGGCACAGACGUCAAUUCAACUUCUAUGCCACAUUGGUUCAACGUAAUUUCAUUGAAAUGAUGUGGAAACAACGUUGAUUCAACCAGUGUGUGCCCAGUGGGGAUGUAGGUAUGGGUGGGGUAAGGGUAUGGGUGGGCGUUGGGCAGGUAAGGAUAGAGGAUUGGGGUGUAGAUGGGGAAAGGGGUUGGGGUGAGGAUAGAGGGGCAACACUCCAGGUUUUUAGUUGUAUAGGGUUGUGUUAGACCAGUGAAGAUGGGCAUGCUUUUUCAUUAUGCAUCUGAUUUAUUUCUCUACAUUUGUUCAGUUUUUUUUUUCUUCUGCACUUCAGACACUAUACGUGGAUGUAUGAUACCAUUAGAUUUGACCAGGGUUUCAUUUUUCAAAUCACUUCAUUUUAUCUGUGUGUGCGUGUGGGUGCUUCUACAGUAUGUGUGUGAGAGUGUGUGAGUGAGAGUGAGUGUGUGUGUGCCUGUUUGUGUGUGAGUGUGUUUGCCAGUGAGUGUGUGAGAGUGUGUCCGUAUGUGAAUGUGUGUUUAAUCGAGUUCGCAGAAACAGUACUUUUUAUUUUGUUUUAUUUUCAUUACCACUCUCCUGUUUGUAUCAUGAUUAUGUUUCAUUACGUUAUACAUUUUUAAGACAUAAUUUAUCCUCCCUUCACUGUGGUAUUUGCUAUGAUAUUCAUUUUUACACAAACCAUCUGCUUUUUUGUUUUAAAAAAAAACAACACAAUCCAAAGGAAAUGUUGUAUCCCAGACUGGACUGAUUCUGUUCACUACAGAAUGGCCGUGUAAGCUUUUCAUUAAGUCUCCUUUUAUGAUUUGAUCCUUAAUGUGAGCAUAAGGCAGUUUAAACCAUAUUUAAAUGAAAAUAAACACAAAAACUUGAUACAAAAUGUGUGUCAUGUUUUGUUUACACAAUUAUACCAGUAUGGCAAUUAGUGCCCUGUGUUGCAUUGGCUUGCAGUAAAUGGGAAUGACUUCAAGAUGAUGCUCCACACGUUUCAGGUUGCAGAGUUGGGGGUGAUGCGGCGCGACAAAUUAUUAUUAUAUAUUUUUUUAUUGAUGAAAUAGUGCAUUGCAGCUGCCUUUGCUUCACAAGUAAGCAGGUUUGUAGUGCUGGGGGAACCCGAGGGACCUCACUUUUUUAAAUUUGAGAAUACAUUGUACAUUUAUUCGGAUUAAUUCGAAAUAAAUGAUAUUUAAUCACCACAAAAACCCAGAACGAUAUGUGACCACUUGGUUACAGCGACACCGUUCUGCCAAAGACACCCAAACCAGAGUGGCCACCGCAAAGCCCAAGAGCCUGACCUUCUCUGGAAGUUGAUGUAGCCCUGCUUGGGAUAUUUAGUCUAUAUUGGCUAUUGGUUGAGACGCAGGGCCCGUUCUAGCUUGGUAGGCUAUGUCAGGGUGAGAAAUUGGAAAUGUGAAUUGGGCCAAGUUGGUAAUAAUGUAAUUAGAUUAUAGUUUAUUGAGAUGCAUGAAUACACCACACCAAAACCUUGAUUUUAUGGCUGUUGUAAACGAAUUUCCAGCAAUUCUAUGCAUUUUAGUCAUUUAGCAGACGCUCUUUCCCAGAGCUACAUACAGGAGC
This is a messenger RNA of Coregonus clupeaformis (lake whitefish), 3250 nucleotides long. RefSeq names its product lens fiber major intrinsic protein-like. Gene Ontology annotation, molecular function: water channel activity. The coding region runs from base 452 to 1243 and encodes 263 amino acids. Gene Ontology annotation, biological process: transmembrane transport. The transcript is spliced from 4 exons. The record is from RefSeq and is a predicted model, not a curated record. NCBI's taxonomy places the organism in Eukaryota, Metazoa, Chordata, Actinopteri, Salmoniformes, Salmonidae. Gene Ontology annotation, cellular component: plasma membrane.